Messenger RNA from Electrophorus electricus (electric eel), 2667 nucleotides. It is a transcript of the gene ppp2r2ab, whose product is annotated as protein phosphatase 2, regulatory subunit B, alpha b. Gene Ontology annotation, molecular function: protein phosphatase regulator activity; protein binding. The record is from RefSeq and is a predicted model, not a curated record. NCBI's taxonomy places the organism in Eukaryota, Metazoa, Chordata, Actinopteri, Gymnotiformes, Gymnotidae. Gene Ontology annotation, cellular component: protein phosphatase type 2A complex.
AAUGUGGAGUGGGAGGUUGAGAAGCGCGAGCCGCUGCUGGAGUUUGGGGACAACAACAUUGUCAGUUUGGAAAAUCAGAAAAGCAGUAAAUCAGCCCCGGACUCUUGAGUUUCAGGAUCCGUGUUCCCAGUCUCACACAGAUAGCCUACAACAAUACACACCUGGCAACGUUGUCGAGACCGGGGUCUGAAACCGCCGCUGAGACUCGCUCUCGCCAUGGCAGGUGCCGGAGGCGGGGCCAACGACGUGCAGUGGUGCUUCUCACAAGUAAAAGGGGCGAUCGAUGAUGAUGUAGCAGAAGCUGACAUCAUCUCCACUGUGGAGUUCAACCACUCAGGGGAGCUGCUAGCCACUGGAGACAAAGGCGGUCGUGUUGUCAUCUUUCAGCAGGACACUGAGAAUAAGAGUCUGCCGCAGUGUCGCAGUGAAUACAACGUCUACAGCACAUUCCAGAGUCAUGAGCCUGAGUUUGACUACCUGAAGAGCCUGGAGAUCGAGGAGAAGAUCAACAAAAUCCGCUGGCUGCCGCAGAAAAAUGCUGCCCAGUUUCUUCUGUCUACGAAUGAUAAAACUAUAAAAUUAUGGAAGAUCAGUGAGCGUGACAAGAGACCAGAAGGCUACAAUCUCAAAGAAGAGGACGGCCGCUGCCGGGAUUCUACUACAAUCACGACCCUACGGGUUCCUGUGUUCAGGCCCAUGGACCUCAUGGUGGAAGCUAGUCCACGGAGGGUCUUUGCCAAUGCUCACACGUACCACAUCAACUCCAUCUCAGUCAACAGCGACAAUGAGACAUAUCUGUCGGCGGAUGACUUGCGUGUCAACCUGUGGCACCUAGAGAUCACGGACCGUAGCUUCAACAUUGUGGACAUUAAGCCAGCCAACAUGGAGGAGCUGACGGAGGUGAUCACUGCAGCAGAGUUCCACCCCCACCAGUGCAACACAUUUGUCUACAGCAGCAGUAAGGGCACCAUCCGCAUGUGUGAUAUGCGUGCCUCCGCCCUCUGUGACAAGCACUCCAAAUUGUUUGAGGAGCCUGAAGAUCCCAGUAACCGUUCUUUCUUCUCUGAAAUCAUCUCUUCUAUCUCGGAUGUGAAAUUCAGUCACAGUGGUCGGUACAUGAUGACCCGCGACUACCUGUCUGUGAAAAUUUGGGACCUUAACAUGGAGAACCGUCCAGUGGAGACAUACCAGGUUCAUGAGUACCUCAGGAGUAAGCUGUGCUCACUCUAUGAGAACGACUGCAUCUUUGACAAGUUCGAGUGCUGCUGGAACGGGAAUGACAGCGUGGUGAUGACUGGCUCCUACAACAACUUCUUCCGCAUGUUGGAGCGCACGCAGCGGAGGGACAUAACCCUGGAGGCGUCUCGCGAGAGCAGCAAGGCUCGCCAGGUGCUGAAGCCGCGGCGGGUGUGUGCAGGCGGCAAGCGCAAGAAGGACGAGAUCAGCGUGGACAGCCUGGACUUCAACAAGAAGAUCCUUCACACCGCCUGGCACCCGCAAGAGAACAUCAUUGCUGUGGCGACCACCAACAACCUCUACAUCUUCCAGGAGAAAGUGAACUAGUCUGGUCAGUCGUCAUGGAGAUAGAACCUCCGAACCUCUGUCUUUGUGGUGGGGGGGCGCGGGGGAGGGGUGCUGAGAAAAGAUGAACUAGUGAAAAUCGUUUCUGUGAGAGCCAUCACCAUCAUCACUGUCAUCAUCAUCAUCAUCAUCGUCGUCGUCGUCGUCGUCGUCGUCGCAUACCAACAUGCACCUGCUCCAGGGCAGGGUGAAACCAGGGGGCCCGUAACCAUGGCAGCCAUUACUGAAUCAGGCUCAGGUUUAGGCUGGGCUGGAGAAAGGGCAGCCUCACUCUGGUCUCCAUGGCAACGGGGUGCACACCUUGCUCCAAUGAUGUGCCACCCACUGUCUGUACCCACAAUCCUUUUCUCCCUUUACCAGGGGAGAAUUGGGCAGCAGGUUCCAGUAUCUGUCAGACAUCUGCCAUAGUUGUCUUUUUUGUUUUAGUUAACUUUCUUAUUUUUGUCUUGUUUUUGUUUUGUUUGUUGAAGGUAUCUGUAUAAAAACAGAUUUGAACUGAUUUGUGUCUCUCUGUAUUCUUUAAACCUCAGCUGUGUGCCAUUGUAAGGUUUUUUUAUCUUGGUGAAACUGCCAAACUUUAUGUAGGUUGUUUUAAUUUUUUUCUCCUUUAUUUCUUUGUUUUGCUCAAUAAAUCCUCUCUAUUACUGUCUCGAAAUUCAUAGUCCAUUCAACUAGAGAUUUUGUGUUUUUGCACAACUUAAUGACCAUGUCUCUUUCGCGCUCAAAGACCUACUCACAAACAGCCCCCAAAACAAUGUUUUUGGUGCAGACAGGCCUGUGGCAGGAGUAUUGUAGUCAUGCAUGAUUUGUUUGAUGCUGUCUUCAGUAGUGUUGUUACACACAGGCACCUCCCAGUCUGCCUGAGAGAAUUGUCAUUACUCUCUUUUUUUUUUUUCUAUUCCCUUUCCUAUACUCAUCUAAUUUUUCUCUCUUGCUCUCUUCUCUCACUCUCUCCCGCUCUCUUCUCUCUCUUCUCUCUCUCACUCUCAUCUCUCUCCUUUCUCUCUCUCUUGCUAUCUGCAACUUGAGAAAGAUUAUAGAAAUUAUGAUAAUGAAAAAUGGUAUUUAUAAACUGAACAAACAUUA